Messenger RNA from Nicotiana attenuata, 1029 nucleotides. Its product is annotated as putative B3 domain-containing protein At3g24850. NCBI's taxonomy places the organism in Eukaryota, Viridiplantae, Streptophyta, Magnoliopsida, Solanales, Solanaceae. The record is from RefSeq and is a predicted model, not a curated record. Gene Ontology annotation, molecular function: DNA binding. Bases 1 to 1029 code for a protein of 342 amino acids. The transcript has a single exon.
AUGCUGACGGUAGAUGAUUUUCUGGACAUGGAAUUUAAGCCCAACAUGAGUCGAAUGGAUUAUUUGUUGGCUGUUGCUGAAGUUGCUCAGUUAAAAUCCAUGUAUGAAGAAGAAGACAACGUAGUUGCUGAACAAGAUAAAGACUACUGCAUCAAGAAAGAAGAAAAAAUCAUUCACAAUAUUCAGUCCAUAGUAUCAUCUUUCCCAGUUAAUAAUCAAGAUAAUCAUGCUCUUGAUAUUGACAUCCCAAAGGGGAGAAGAUCACUGCAAAACGUACGGCCAAGAAAAGUUACUGAACAAUUUAUCUGCAGUGAAGAAUUGAUGAUCAAGAAAGCUGUGGAAAAUUCAAAAGAAAAAGAAAUCAGAGUAGUAAAAGCUGGUGAUGGGGAAAAUAGAGUGAUUAAAAUCAAUUGGGCAGUAGGAAAAUCAAGAGCAGAAAAAGCAGACUAUGACCCACUUGGUUUAAGCAAUGAAGAAUACUUCAAACCAGAAAAGCAAGAAGAGGAAGAUAAAGAAGAGGAUAAAAGGGAAAAGAAGAAGGUGAAAAGGAACAUUAUCGUUAGGGUUGCACCUCCUGUCGUAAUUAACGACCAACCAAGAGAAUUGCCUAUAGAAUUCAAGAAUAAAAUUACAGAGAUUGGAGGUUCAGUUGAAUCAGCAAUAUUAGUGAUCGAAAAGAGGUUGUUUGAAACUGAUAUUAAACCGGGAGAGGGCAGACUUUCAAUCCCACAAAGGCAAAUGAGUAAUGAGUUUCUUAAACCAGAAGAAGAUGCAUAUUUGAAUACUCGGAAUGGGAAUAAUGUGUCUGAGAAGAAAGUGAAGUUGAUUGAGCCUUGUCUUGAAACAUGUGAUAUUAAUUUGAGAAAGUGGAAUAUGAACAAAAGUAAUGGGAAAACAAGUUCAAGUUAUGUGUUGACUACAUAUUGGAAUGCUGUGACUAAAAGGAAUGCUUUGAAAAUUGCUACUUUGGUGCAAUUGUGGGCAUUUAGAAAGGGAUCAGAGUUAUGUUUUGCACUGGUCAAACUCUAA